This is a messenger RNA of Suillus discolor, 950 nucleotides long. Its product is annotated as glycosyltransferase family 2 protein. Gene Ontology annotation, molecular function: dolichyl-phosphate beta-D-mannosyltransferase activity. The coding region runs from base 43 to 846 and encodes 267 amino acids. Gene Ontology annotation, biological process: protein O-linked glycosylation via mannose; GPI anchor biosynthetic process. Gene Ontology annotation, cellular component: endoplasmic reticulum membrane. The record is from RefSeq and is a predicted model, not a curated record. NCBI's taxonomy places the organism in Eukaryota, Fungi, Basidiomycota, Agaricomycetes, Boletales, Suillaceae. The transcript has 7 exons.
CUCGCACGCUAACUGCCAUCCAGUUGCAAGACUACAAAGUUAAUGAACCCUUUCGCCAGCCCAGUGUCGCUGAACAUGCAAGGCCAAUACAACACGCCAAACACUCACAAGUAUUCUGUUAUUCUACCGACCUACAAUGAGCGCAAGAACCUCCCAAUUAUUAUCUGGUUGCUAGCGAAGGUCCUUGAGGAACAUCAGCUUGCAUGGGAGAUCAUCAUCGUAGACGAUGCGAGUCCAGAUGGGACACAAGAAGUUGCCAUUGAGUUGGCAAGGGCUUAUGGCGAGGACAAAAUACUUCUCAAACCACGGGCAGGAAAACUUGGACUCGGGACUGCAUAUAUCCAUGGACUCGACUUCUGCACUGGUGACUUUGUGAUAAUAAUGGAUGCCGACUUUUCGCAUCACCCCAAGUUCAUUCCGCAAUUUAUCAGAUUACAACAAGCACACAACCUCGACAUUGUGACAGGAACGCGAUAUCGCUCGACAUCCACUCCGUACCUCUCUGAAACUCAACCUGGUGGUGUGCACGGCUGGGACCUGAAGCGCAAAUUAGUUUCACGAGGAGCAAAUUUCCUGGCUGCUACUGUACUGAACCCCGGCGUGAGCGACCUAACGGGCAGUUUCAGAUUGUACCGGUUACCCGUUCUUCGGCAUAUCAUUACACUGACACAGUCCAGGGGGUAUGUGUUCCAGAUGGAGAUGAUGGUAAGGGCGCGGGCGCUGGGGUACACUGUUGGCGAGGUUCCGAUCACUUUUGUGGAUCGGAUAUUUGGAGAAAGCAAGCUCGGUGCGGACGAGGUCGUGGGAUAUGCAAAGGGCGUGUGGCAGUUAUUUAAGUCGGUUUGAAAGUACUAUAAACGUGGCAUUGGCCUUUAUUGAUCAUAAUUUAUGGUACUCGGACCCAUUUUUUAGAUGGUCAAUUCGAACAAUGAGAGUUUUCCAAUAUCUCA